AUGGGUGCAACAAUCCGCGCUACCGGGCUUGCAGAGUCGGGACCUCAUGGACGGCUCGUGCCAUAUUAUCUCUUGACUGUCGUGGUCAUAGCCUGUGGCGGUAUCCCAAAAGGUUAUGAUGAAGGUGGUUACAGUUCCUCGGUUUCUCUGAAGUCCUUCAAAGAAGAUUUCGACCUCGUUGCAAGCCACUGGAAAGGCAACGCCACUGGGCUGGCCAAUCGAACAGCCAACAUAACUUCUUUUGGGGUUCUCGGAGCUGCCUGUGGCUGCGUAAUUGCUCUGCUCUUGGAUUCUCUUCGCUGGGGCCGCCUGGCAUCCUGGCGCGCCUACGCUGCUGUGUGGGCCAGCGGCCUGUUCAUUCAGAUAUUCUCCUCAGGCAUCUAUGGACUGCUGUUGUUUGGUCGCAUCUGGGGUGGUCUGGGUGCCGGAGCACUUACCGUGGUGACACCAAUAUACCUUAGUGAAGUAACACCUGCGCGGUCUCGGGGAUGGAUUGUGAGCCUGUACAUGGUCUUCUUGCUCUCCUUCCUCAGCCUGGGCUUCUUCAUAUCGUAUGCCGCCAGCAAAAUGAUGUCCGACACAAGGGAGCAAUACCGUCUUGUCCAAUCGAUACCAUUGAUUCCCAUGGGUGUGGCAUUCGUUUGCUCCUUUUGGCUCUGCGAGACUCCGCGCUGGCUCAUUGCCAGGAACCGCGUACAAGAUGCUCGGCAAGUCCUUGCUCGGCUGACUGGACUCUCCACCGACGACCCUCUCCUGCUGUCCAAUUUUGAUUCUCUUCAUCAGCAAAUCCUGGAAAGUGAGAUAGACCGUCAGGAGCGAUCAACCAAAGAUUUGUUCCGAGAAAUAUUGUCAAGGCGGUACCGUGGACGAUUCUUGCUGGCCCUAGCAAUGCAGACAUUCGCCCAGUGGUCCGGGGGUAACGGGAUCACAUACUAUAUACCCACGAUCUUCCAGUAUGCUGGCAUCACGGGUGAUUCCGUUUCACUUGUGGCAUCUGGAGCAUACGGGAUUAUGAAACUAUUGGCCUCAACCCUCACAGCUUUCUUCCUAGUGGACCGCAUGGGACGAAGGCCACUGUUCAUCACUGGUCUCGCUCUGCAAACGCUGACGCACGUAUACAUGGCCGUGUACAUGGGAGAGCAACCGGGCAGCGGACAGAACCACGCCGCCUCAAAUGCUGCAAUCGCCUCGGUCUUCAUAUACGCGUUUGGGUGGUCCAUCGGGCUUUGUAUCCUUCAGUCCAUCUAUGCCACAGAGAUUUUCCCUACGCGACUCCGAGGCCUCUGCUACGCCAUGACGAUGGCCUUGCACUGGUUCUUUCAAUUUGCUGUGGUCCGCGUCACUCCCAACAUGCUGGUCAGCUUGCAUGUGUGGGGAGCUUAUGUCUUCUGGGCGGCUAUUUGUGGAACCGGCCUGGUUGUACUCGGUCUCUGGGCCCCCGAGACUAAGAGAGUACCGUUGGAACGCAUGGAUGAAUUGUUUCAGGGGCCGUGGUACAAGACCUGGAAGGCCAGGGCAACACGUGAGGCCGCGGAUGGUUCAUUAGAAGUGGUCGCCGUGCACGACACCCCGGAGAAGGUGUCGCAAGGAGUUGAGAUGCAGCAUGUUGAAGGCAGUCAUGUGGAUCUGGAGAAGCGCUGA
Molecule: messenger RNA, 1641 nt
Organism: Exophiala spinifera
Lineage: Eukaryota; Fungi; Ascomycota; Eurotiomycetes; Chaetothyriales; Herpotrichiellaceae
Exons: 4
Coding region: 1-1641 (546 amino acids)
Biological process (GO): carbohydrate transport; transmembrane transport
Cellular component (GO): membrane
Molecular function (GO): carbohydrate:proton symporter activity
Source: RefSeq, a predicted model, not a curated record